Messenger RNA from Leishmania major strain Friedlin, 7374 nucleotides. RefSeq lists its product as hypothetical. The record is from RefSeq and is a predicted model, not a curated record. The coding region runs from base 1 to 7374 and encodes 2457 amino acids. Gene Ontology annotation, molecular function: protein binding. Gene Ontology annotation, biological process: establishment of meiotic spindle localization; mitotic cell cycle; spindle organization. Gene Ontology annotation, cellular component: spindle pole. The transcript has a single exon. Lineage: Eukaryota; Euglenozoa; Kinetoplastea; Trypanosomatida; Trypanosomatidae.
AUGGCAUCCAUGGUACGCCACUACUCUCUUUCCAAUCCUCCGCCGGUCGAGGGCGCGCUGGAUGGCCGCGAGACAGUGCACGAGGCGGAGAUACUGGAGGUGCAAGCUCUCCAGGCAGAGCGCGAUGGCGAAUGCGGGCGCGGUGUACUGCUCAUGGAGCGCGCGCUGCAGAUUCGCUGCCACCUGGUGAACCGACUGCGCGAGAAAUGGGCCAGUGCUGCGUCAGGGACGGGCUCGUCGUCGGCCGCCGGCGCUCAUCGCGUGUCUGUCUUCGCUAAUGCGGAUGCGAUGGGUAAAGAAGAGCUUCUUUUGGAGUAUCAGACCCAAUGCGGUGAGCUCUACGACACGGCCGAGCGCCUUGUGGUUCGCUGCAACGGGCUCGCUGUCGAGCACUUUAAGCGAGGCGCAUUCUCGGAAGCCAGCCCACUGCUCGAGUACGCGAUGCAGUUAACGGAGGAUGGGGCGUACCCGCUAUGCGAGGUCGAUGAGCGACGGCGGCACUUGCGCGGGGUCACGCUCAACAACCUCGGCUGCAUGGAGCGCCGCCGCGGCCACUUCUCCGAGGCACUACAGUACAUGAAGUCGUCGAUGGAGAUGACCGGGGUCGAGUCACCUGUGGCAUACAUGAACACCAGCGCUAUUCUUAUCCAGCUGCGGCUCAGCGACGAGGCGGUGCGCAUGGCGGAGCGCUCCAUCGAGCUACUUUACCAAACACCCGAGGACCCGUCACUGCUGGCAGUGGCGCAUCACAACCUGGCCAUGGCACUCGAGCCGGUUGAUCCGGCACGGUGCUUGGAGGAGUAUGCGCUAGCAUACCGGACGGCCUGCUCCACGCUGGGCCCGGAGAGCGAGACGAGUCUCUGUAUUCAGCGCAGCUGGAGGCGGUAUGAGGCGACGCGCGUGCCCCCGGCAACGGGGGCGUUUUUCAUGGGCGGUGAUGGCGCCGCUGCAUCUCGGCUGCGUAGGCUCGUUGCUGCCGCGCCAACCAGGCGUGCAUACACUGCACCGCAUCACUUGCCUGCAACGGUGCCGCGCACGCACACCGGCAAGAGCGGUGCUGGCUCCCCGAUGGACGUGAUAGAGCUCUUUCCGCACCCUUUUCUGCCCAGUGCGUCCGUCUCGUCCGCGCCGACAAAGACGCCGCGGGAUGUGACGCCGAUCUACCGCCCCGCAGUGGUGCCCCGUCGGCCUCUUGCCCCUGGACCGCCGCCAGGCGUAAGGGCGACCUCAUCCAGUCGCAGUCGUGAGCCACAGUCGCAGCCGCGCCACCAGCAGCAAGAGCAGCACCGACAGCCGCGGCGUCAGUAUGGGACGGAGAAAGUGAUGCGCUCCUCGCCACCAGCCUCCCGUACUGCGGUGGCGGCCCCACGACCGCCACCCACCAACCGGGCCAAGGAGGCUGCGGUGGCAGCCGGCAGCGGCCGCGUCGCCGCUUCAAUGACGCCGUCGCCCCCGCCCUCUCGCCAGAGGCAAGCGACCGCCCAGCGGCGCUACUCUCCUACGACACAAGCGCAAGAGUCGUCACGGCAGUCACCGCCGCGUACAGGCAACCGUCAGCAACGCUUGUCGGUGCAAAAGAGUACGGCGGAUGCGUGCCAAACCGCUAGCGGGUCACGAAAGCGGGAGAAGAGCACAUUGCACUACGCCAAUGACCGGCUCACAACGCAGGCAUCGUCCACCGCGCUGUCGUCUUCCGCUGCGCAGUCACCAGGACGCGGGCCACGUCCCCCCAUAAAGGAGAGCAGCAGCAGCAACCAUUCUCUCCCCAUGCCACUACCGCGAAACCUCCCGCCAUUGCAGACCGCCGUCGCUGCGGAGCCGCCUGCGGUGGCGCCGAAUUCGUCGUACUCCCGCUCGUUGCACGACGCCAAGGCGAAUGCGUCGCUUCCGUCCACCUCAGCGUCGCUUUCCCUCACGUCGGAUCCGCUGACAUUUCUGCAGAAUCGACUCGAAAUUCUCCUUCAAGACGAAGAAGAGCUAGAGCACAAGUACGUUCAAGCGACAGUGAUUCAGCGGUACUACCGCGGCCACCUGGCCCAUCGUCGUGUGGCAGCGCUCCGAGCUACCCGCGCGAGUUAUGCGCGGCUCGCCCAGCUGCGCUGCCAUAUUGCAGCACGUUGCAUUCAGCGAGCGUUUCGGCGCCACCGCCGUCACAGCCGCUACCCUCUUGCAGCUGGUCAGCUGGGCCGCUACGCAGCAGCCGGAGGCCGACGCGGUGCUCAGCACCAAGCGGCUACACUGCUGCAGCGAAUUGCGCGCGGUUGGCUGGCGCGGCGUCACUACGCGCAGCUGCGCAAGUACGCAUGUGAGAGUCCAGCUGCCGCGACUCGCAUCCAGCGCUGGAUUCGCGCACUGCAAGCGCGACGCCACUACGCAGUCUUGCUCGCCGCAAAGGCGGAGCAGGAUGCCGUGGCGCUGGAGCACGAACGUCGUCAGUACGCGGCGACUCGCAUUCAAGGCCAAUGGCUCACCCACCUGCAGCGCAGAGCAUGCCAGGCGGCCCUGCGCCACCGUAUGAUGGCCCGUGCCGCCGAGGAUGCCCGGUGCCGCAUGAGGGCGGCUAUCAUCAUCCAGUCAGCAUGGCGAGGGUACCAGGCGCGCCGGCUCUAUCAAGACACGUACUCGCGCACCUUCCAGCUGCGUACGGCCCGGCUGGAGUACCAGCGCCGUCGUCAGGCUGCUGUGCGACUUCAGGCAUUUGGGCGGAUGCUCAUAGCCAGGCAGCACGCAACGCCGCUGCUCACGGUCGCCCGCUUCCGAGCAGCGGCUGAGAUUCGAACCCGCAGCCAUGAAGGGCAGGCCGCUAUUAAGAUUCAGUGUGCCUACCGCCGCCACGUGGCUCAUCGAGUGUUUGUCACCAAGCGUGCUGCGCGCAAGAACCAGAUUAGUCAGGACCUAGUGCAGGUGCACACCACGACCGUGCAACGUGCGGGACGAGGCUACAUGGCGCGGAAAGACGUAGGGACCAAGCUGUCAGUGCUGCAGGCUGAGGCAGAGCGGUACGAGCGUCGUCUGCUGGCUUUGAAGCAGAAAGAGCUGGAGGCUGCACGCGCUGUCGCGCUGGCAGUUCAGCUCAGUAUCUCCGAACUACGCGAAUGCGAGGGUGAGCAGCGGCGUAUCCUUGCGCGCGCGGAGCAGCAGCAGUGGCACGACAUGCUCACACAGUGCAACGCACUCUUAGCGGCGACAAAGGAGACUGAGGUAGAGCAAGAGGCGAUGAAGGUGAUUUCAUCAGAGGCCUUACAUGACUUUUCCCGCAUCAUCAAGGCGAAGAAGCAGCGAGCCCAUCGCCAAGAGGCGCGCGACGCCUACCUGGACCAGUGCGCGGCAGAGGAUGCCGAGGCGCAUAAGGAGGCGAGCGCGCGCGUGGUAACUGACUUCAUGCGUAGCGCCGCCGCGCGCAGCACCUUGCGUAGCUUAGUCAAGACGAUGAGCUCGUACAACGACGCUCGUGCGAUGCAGGAGGAGGAUGAUAAGACGCCUGCGGCUGCGACGACGGAUGGGGCAGCCCCGAAGCGCCCGCUGACGGCGGAGCAGAUUGCGGCUGAGCGUGCUGAGCUGGACCGGCUGGAGCGCGAGGAGCUGCUGGCCUCUGAGGCCGCGGCGGCCCCGAAGCGCCCGCUGACGGCGGAGCAGAUUGCGGCUGAGCGUGCUGAGCUGGACCGGCUGGAGCGCGAGGAGCUGCUGGCCUCUGAGGCCGCGGCGGCCCCGAAGCGCCCGCUGACGGCGGAGCAGAUUGCGGCUGAGCGUGCUGAGCUGGACCGGCUGGAGCGCGAGGAGCUGCUGGCCUCUGAGGCCGCGGCGGCCCCGAAGCGCCCGCUGACGGCGGAACAGAUUGCGGCUGAGCGUGCUGAGCUGGACCGGCUGGAGCGCGAGGAGCUGCUGGCCUCUGAGGCCGCGGCGGCCCCGAAGCGCCCGCUGACGGCGGAGCAGAUUGCGGCUGAGCGUGCUGAGCUGGACCGGCUGGAGCGCGAGGAGCUGCUGGCCUCUGAGGCCGCGGCGGCCCCGAAGCGCCCGCUGACGGCGGAACAGAUUGCGGCUGAGCGUGCUGAGCUGGACCGGCUGGAGCGCGAGGAGCUGCUGGCCUCUGAGGCCGCGGCGGCCCCGAAGCGCCCGCUGACGGCGGAGCAGAUUGCGGCUGAGCGUGCUGAGCUGGACCGGCUGGAGCGCGAGGAGCUGCUGGCCUCUGAGGCCGCGGCGGCCCCGAAGCGCCCGCUGACGGCGGAGCAGAUUGCGGCUGAGCGUGCUGAGCUGGACCGGCUGGAGCGCGAGGAGCUGCUGGCCUCUGAGGCCGCGGCGGCCCCGAAGCGCCCGCUGACGGCGGAGCAGAUUGCGGCUGAGCGUGCUGAGCUGGACCGGUCGGAGCGCGAGGAGCUGGUAUGUAAGAGAGAUACCACAAGCGCGUACGAGGAAGAGGGACCUCCGGCUGCUGAUGAGUCGUUCACUUCGGCAGAUGCAUCUAUUAGUGCCAGUGCUUUGGUAGAUGUGAUGCUUGCUCGUCUGAAGGCCAUCUGGCAGGCCGAGGUGGCGGCAGAGAAGCAGCGCCGCCACCAACGCGAGGAGCUACAUUGGGCUAUCUUCGAACACAGGCAGCAGCGUAUCGCAGCCGCCGAAGAGGGAGAGGACCUUGCUCCCUAUCGUAUUAACCGGGUGCACCUGCAGAUGCCCUCCCCUGCUGCGCCGAAGAAGGCCCACCCGUCGCCUGCAGAGUUGUCCACAGCUAUGGGGAAUAGGUACCGUCACGAGCGCGCUGCACAGGAGCUUGCUGCUGUACAGUGCAUCGAGCGCUGCUUCAUUGGCUGGGGUGCCCGAAAGCACCUGAAGGCGUUGCUACGUGUGCUGGAUGAGUAUCUCAGUGCCCUGCAGGACUUUGACCGUCAUGAGGGACCGGUGCUUACCUACGCACGGCUACGCGAAGUACUAGCGCGUUACCCAGAUUUGCGAACGCGUGUUUCGCAGCUGCCCGUUUCCCUAUCCCCUCCUGAGCGUGCCGCCAUUGAAGACGGCAACUCAUCAGCUUCACCAGCAAUAUCACCAACCUCGAGGAAAACACUGCAAGCCUUUUCCUGCAUCAUCGAGGCGAAGAAGCAGCGAGCCCAUCGCCAAGAGGCGCGCGACGCCUACCUGGACCAGUGCGCGGCAGAGGAUGCCGAGGCGCAUAAGGAGGCGAGCGCGCGCGUGGUAACUGACUUCAUGCGUAGCGCCGCCGCGCGCAGCACCUUGCGUAGCUUAGUCAAGACGAUGAGCUCGUACAACGACGCUCGUGCGAUGCAGGAGGAGGAUGAUAAGACGCCUGCGGCUGCGACGACGGAUGGGGCAGCCCCGAAGCGCCCGCUGACGGCGGAGCAGAUUGCGGCUGAGCGUGCUGAGCUGGACCGGCUGGAGCGCGAGGAGCUGCUGGCCUCUGAGGCCGCGGCGGCCCCGAAGCGCCCGCUGACGGCGGAACAGAUUGCGGCUGAGCGUGCUGAGCUGGACCGGCUGGAGCGCGAGGAGCUGCUGGCCUCUGAGGCCGCGGCGGCCCCGAAGCGCCCGCUGACGGCGGAGCAGAUUGCGGCUGAGCGUGCUGAGCUGGACCGGCUGGAGCGCGAGGAGCUGCUGGCCUCUGAGGCCGCGGCGGUCCCGAAGCGCCCGCUGACGGCGGAACAGAUUGCGGCUGAGCGUGCUGAGCUGGACCGGCUGGAGCGCGAGGAGCUGCUGGCCUCUGAGGCCGCGGCGGCCCCGAAGCGCCCGCUGACGGCGGAGCAGAUUGCGGCUGAGCGUGCUGAGCGGGACCGGCUGGAGCGCGAGGAGCUGCUGGCCUCUGAGGCCGCGGCGGCCCCGAAGCGCCCGCUGACGGCGGAACAGAUUGCGGCUGAGCGUGCUGAGCUGGACCGGUCGGAGCGCGAGGAGAGAGAUGUCGAUGCAGGGGAGGUUAAGGCGUCGCAGCCCUUGGGGUUCGAGCAGCUGCUCGCAGAAGGUGCAGCAGUUGGCCAUCUUGAACGCUGGGAACAGAUAAGCUUCGAUGGCGGAGCGAGACAUCAUCCGCGACGACUGACCGAACAGCAGGUUGUGGUGGAGCGCUUGGCCCUGGACCAGCUGGACGACCUAGAGCAGGUGGCAAUGGAGCGCGGAAGGCUGGGCCGACUCAGCUGCGUGGAGCACAACGUGUUGAGUGCAGCUGCUCUUCUUGCACAGAGGGUGCAGGAGGAGCAUUGCAGCGCCGAUUCUGCGUACACCUCGACGUCGUCAUCGGUGAGGCCAUUCGAGCCACGGCAGCGGGAAGGCCUCACCAGCAGCGAGGCGGGUGGUCGCUUGUGGGUGUUUGCCAAGACCAUCCGAGACAAGAAGGACCUGCGCCAACGGCAAGCUGCCCGGGACGCUUAUCUGCAAGAGAUGCACAAUGAAAAUGCCAUUGAUACCGACGAAGAGGAGAAGCAGCAGGAGGAGCGCCCACCGACGCCCUCUUCGGGCGCAAUUACGUGGCGGCGCUGCAGCAACGAGGUUAGCGGCGACGAUAGAGAGAUGAUGAGCCAGGAGGCGUUGCACCAGCUGUACCAUCAAGAGCGCCGAUCCUUUGCCUCCUCGCUUGUAGGCGGCUUUGUCGAUAUUAUCAAGGCGAAGAAGCAGCGAGCCCAUCGCCAAGAGGCGCGCGACGCCUACCUGGACCAGUGCGCGGCAGAGGAUGCCGAGGCGCAUAAGGAGGCGAGCGCGCGCGUGGUAACUGACUUCAUGCGUAGCGCCGCCGCGCGCAGCACCUUGUGUAGCCUAGUCAAGACGAUGAGCUCGUACAACGACGCUCGUGCGAUGCAGGAGGAGGAUGAUAAGACGCCUGCGGCUGCGACGACGGAUGAUGGCAGCGGUGAGGGUGCGUACGCAACCCCUGCCGAGUCGUGUGAGCACUCCCCUUUGUCUGCGGCUCUCAGAAUCCAGCGCUUCUUCAGGGGCGUGCAGGCAAGGCGUCGAGUGCGAGUACUGCAAGAGGCACACCGUGCCUACCUCGAGGAGGAGCUUGCAGUAGAGGAGCUACUCUACUCAGCGGCGGUUGCCAUUCAGUGCUUGUACCGCGGCCAUCUGGCGCGUCGGCAGGCGGCCAUGAUCAUUGUGCAGCGUGAUCUCUACCUGUUGUCACUCCAGGAAGAGGAUUGGUUAGGUGGGGAUUCGAAGCGCGGAGAAGGGAGUGAUGCGUCCUUGCCAGCAGCUCUAUCGUUUUUUGCUUCCUCACCAAAGAGUGUCGCAGGCGGCGGAGCCAAGGCAGCGGCGACUCGCCCCUUUACCCCACGCCGCUCUUCCUCGUCAUCCUAUACUGGUCUGCGCGAAGUUGCCAGCACAGCCAUUGUGACCGAGGUGAAUGAGGCGGACGAGGCAGCGCUGGACCAGCUUUUGCAUCGCCCCUGA